Silurus meridionalis is the source of this 577-nucleotide messenger RNA. RefSeq names its product hemoglobin subunit alpha-like. Bases 67 to 498 code for a protein of 143 amino acids. Gene Ontology annotation, molecular function: iron ion binding; peroxidase activity; oxygen carrier activity. The transcript has 3 exons. Gene Ontology annotation, biological process: oxygen transport; hydrogen peroxide catabolic process. The record is from RefSeq and is a predicted model, not a curated record. Gene Ontology annotation, cellular component: blood microparticle; hemoglobin complex; haptoglobin-hemoglobin complex. Lineage: Eukaryota; Metazoa; Chordata; Actinopteri; Siluriformes; Siluridae.
UACCAACAUGCACAAAAUUCUUUUCUUAUCAUCUUCAUAGAGGUGAAAAACCGGACAAGUGCCGCAAUGAGUCUCUCAGCUAAAGACCAAGCCGUCGUCAAAGACCUUUGGGGAAAGAUCUCCUCAAAGUCUGAUGAAAUUGGCGGCGAGGCCCUUGGCAGGCUGUUCGAGGUUUAUCCUCAGACAAAGACCUACUUCUCUCACUGGUCUGAUCUUCAUCCCGGAUCUGCCCAAGUGAGGAAGCAUGGAGCCACAAUUUUAAAGGCAGUUGGAGAUGCUGUGGUCCAUAUCAGCGAUCUUAAAGGAGCUCUUAGCUCUCUGAGCGAGCUGCACGCUUUCAAGCUCCGUGUUGAUCCUGCUAAUUUCAAGCUCCUGGCCCACACUCUUCAGGUCAGCAUUGCCCUGCUCUUCCCCGCGGAAUUCACUCCCGAAGUUCAGGUGUCUUUUGACAAGUUUCUCCAGAACCUGGCCUUUGCUCUGUCUGAGAAAUACCGCUAAAUGGAGCACCAGUUUCAGAAGACAUCAUUUUAAAUGACCUCCAUGAAUUAUGUUGACAAUAAACAUAACUGAACAAUAA